AUGAGCUGUGAUCUGAACAACAUGUGUGUGGGCGGUGAAUUUGGCCUAUCAGCUCUUGCUGAGCUGAUCCGUCUCAUGGAGAAAAGAAGCUCUGAUGUGAAGCAGCAGCUCAGAUCCCAGCAGAAGAGAGAAGUGAGUCGAGUCAGAGAGCUCCAGGAGAAGCUGGAGCAGGAGAUCUCUGAGCUGAAGAGGAGAGACGCUGAGCUGAAGCUGCUGUCUCACACAGAGGAUCACAACCAGUUUCUGCACAGCUACCCCUCACUGUCAGCCCUCAGUGAUCCUACACACUCCUCCAGCAUCAACAUCCGUCCUCUGAGCUACUUUGAGGACGUGACGGCGGCCCUGUCAGCAGUCAGAGACAAACUACAGGACGUCCUGAGAGAGGAAUGGACCAACGUCUCACCGACUGAAGUGGAUGUUUUACUGUCAGCAGCAGAGCCCACCACCAGAGCUGGGUUCUUAACAUAUUCACAGGAGAUCACUCUGGAUCCAAACACAGCACACACACAGCUGGUAUUAUCUGAGGGGAGCAGAAAAGCAACACGCAUGGGACAACAACAGUCUUAUUCUCGUCACCCAGACAGAUUCACUGUUUAUCCUCAGGUCCUGAGUAGAGAGAGUCUGACUGGACGUUGUUACUGGGAGGUGGAGCGGAGAGGGGGAGGAGUUCGUAUAGCAGUCGCAUACAAGAAUAUCAUCAGAGCAGGGAGGUGGGGGGAAAGUCUAUUUGGAAACAAUGACAAAUCUUGGUCCUUAGAUUGUGACCAAAACAGUUAUUCAUUUCGUUACAACAAUAUCAAAACUCCCGUCUCAGGUCCUCCGUCCUCCAGAGUAGGAGUGUACCUGGAUCACAGAGCAGGUAUUCUGUCCUUCUACAGCGUCUCUGAAACCAUGACUCUCCUCCACAGAGUCCAGACCACAUUCACUCAGCCGCUACAUGCUGGAGUUUGGCUUUAUUAUGUUGGAGACACAGCUGAGUUGUGUAAACUGAAAUAGCCUGAAGUCAUUUGAGGAACUCUUCUACUUCUUAAACUCAUUGAGUCCAUCAUUGUUGCUGAGAGCUGAUUGUUCAUGUCUUCACUGCAGAGAUCAGCUGUCAAUCAAACAUGAUGGGAUGUGCUUUAACAUCUUCUCAUGAGUUGUUCUGUAUGUUGGAGUUUCUUCAGGCGGUGCUCCUUCCGGUGUCUGUGUAGCCAUGGAGGCUGUCACUGCUCAGGAGGAUUUCUGUUCACCUCAACUCAUAUUUCUCUGCAUGAAAAUUUAAAGUUUGCUCUAAAUAUUUGUUGAAUAUUUCCAUUGAUGCAUUUAUAUUGAGUUCUUUCUCUUUGAAUGCCUGAGUCUUAAGAGAGAAAGCAGCAGAGCUUCUUUCAUUAUAGAUAUUUUAUUCUCACUGCUCUGGAAAAAAGAAGAUACAUUUAUAAUGACGUGUAUUUUCACAGACUAAAUGUUAUUGUUGUUUCCAAAAUCGACUAACAAAUGAGAUACUUUGAUGUUAAUAAAAUGUGUGUGAUCAGAAAA
Molecule: messenger RNA, 1518 nt
Organism: Gymnodraco acuticeps
Lineage: Eukaryota; Metazoa; Chordata; Actinopteri; Perciformes; Bathydraconidae
Product: tripartite motif-containing protein 16-like protein
Exons: 2
Coding region: 1-996 (331 amino acids)
Molecular function (GO): protein binding
Source: RefSeq, a predicted model, not a curated record